AUGGUUGUGGCAGAGGAAGAAGAGGUGAAUUCUUGGGCUUGUUUUGUGCUUCAGAUCCCUCUUAUGUACCUGAUAGGAAUGGUGGUAGCUCUGAUACUCUUGAUUGCAUUGAUCAUUGCCUAUAAAACGCUUCGCAAAAGACAUUUCUAUUACGGCUACGGUUGUGAUGGUUUAGAAGAAGAGAAUGAGAGGUUAUUGGGCACAUGUCUGAAAAAGACAUCCACCUAUUACCAAUGGAAUCGAACGCCACCGCCAUGCUAUUCAGCAUCAUUUCCGGUCAAUUCCGAAAGUAAAUCCUCAUGGGAACAACGGAGGACUGAUUUGUUAAAGAAAUAUGCUGCAGCAGGUAGACAAUCAGACGAAGAAACAUAA
Mucor velutinosus is the source of this 372-nucleotide messenger RNA. RefSeq lists its product as uncharacterized. The transcript has 3 exons. The record is from RefSeq and is a predicted model, not a curated record. Lineage: Eukaryota; Fungi; Mucoromycota; Mucoromycetes; Mucorales; Mucoraceae. The coding region runs from base 1 to 372 and encodes 123 amino acids.